This is a messenger RNA of Laetiporus sulphureus 93-53, 1488 nucleotides long. RefSeq names its product MFS general substrate transporter. The transcript has 10 exons. The coding region runs from base 1 to 1488 and encodes 495 amino acids. NCBI's taxonomy places the organism in Eukaryota, Fungi, Basidiomycota, Agaricomycetes, Polyporales, Laetiporaceae. The record is from RefSeq and is a predicted model, not a curated record.
AUGUCGUCCACACCGAAGACCGCGGAAACGGACAACGCAUCGCUUGAGAAGCACGCUCUCGAAGACUCCCGCUCGAUCCGUUCGUUGCCUCAGGACGCAGACCACGAAGCAGCCAAGCCUGGGUUGCUCGACUUCGAGCCGAAAUGGUACCAUUCGGUCUUCUUCAAUAUGACGAUCCUCGGUCUCUGUAACUUUUCGGCUCCGGGCCUGUGGGGUGCAAUGAAUUCCCUGGGCGCGGGCGGGGCUGCUUCCCCGCACCUGAUUAACGCUGCGAACGCAUUGACGUUCUGUCUCAUGGUUUUGAGCUGUUGGUUGGGAAGCGCAUUCGUGAAUGCCUUCGGCGUGAGAAUUACUCUGAUGUUUGGCACUGCGGGGUACUGCGUAUUCGCCGCCGGCCUGUACACGAACAAUGUCUACGGCACUAAAUGGCUUGUUCUCUUCGGAGCGGCAUGGUGUGGCAUUUGUGCUGGGCUCUUCUGGAUGAUCGAAGGCGCGAUCGCGCUCUCGUACCCAGAGCCCGCACGCAGGGGGAAGGCGCUCGGGUACUGGCUCUGCUACCGCGUAGCUGGGCAAGUACUCGGAGGCGCGAUCAACCUCGGCAUCAACGCGCACCGCUCGGAGGCGGGAUCGAUCUCACCGAAGGUCUACAUCGUCUUCAUUGCUCUGCAGGCAUGCGGCCCGUUCAUCGGAGCUCUGAUCUCGUCGCCCAAUAAAGUCCAGAGGAAGGAUCGCACCCCGGUCGAGCUGUACAUCGGCACGAACUUCGCUGUCGAGAUGAAGGCGACGUGGGCGAUGUUCCUGAGCCCAAAGUUCCUACUGCUCAUCCCGCUCAUUUGGCAAACGGUCUUCUCGGAGUCGUUCACGGGAACGUAUUUUGUUGAUUACUUCAGCGUUCGCUCUCGCGCACUCGGAUCGUUCUGCAGCGCGAUCCUGUGCAUGAUCGUCGGCCUGGUGGAAGGCCAUCUGCUUGACAACCAGCGCUGGUCCAAGAAGCUCCGCGCACGCUGGACUUACGUCAUCGUUCUGUCUUUGCAGGGCGGAUGGUGGAUCUACAGCCAAAUUAUCCAGCAAGAUUACGUGCGCGGCAAGCGAUCGCCCGACUGGCAGACGAUCGACUGGGCUUCGCCGGGCUUCGCACGCGGCUUCGUUCUCUACCUCGUCAUCACGAUGGGCUUCCAGAUGAAUUAUCUGUUCAUGUUCUGGGUUGUGGGGAGCCUCGUCGAGCACCCGCGCGACAUCAUCCGGAUAGCGGCGUUGUUGCGCGGGACGGAGAGCGCGGCGCAGGCCGUCUCGUACGGCAUUAACUCGACGUCGCUCAUCAUGACCGGCGCGUCUGCGAUUAACUUCGGGCUCUGGGGCCUCGCGCUGAUCCCCGGAUGGUUCGUCGUACGCACGAUUGGGGUCAGCAAACCGAACUUGCGCGAGCUGGACGUCGACGAAUUUGAUGAGAAAUUCCCGGAGGACGACACGUCAAAAGCUGUACAAUGA